Molecule: messenger RNA, 4591 nt
Organism: [Torrubiella] hemipterigena
Lineage: Eukaryota; Fungi; Ascomycota; Sordariomycetes; Hypocreales; Clavicipitaceae
Source: the annotation of a GenBank genome assembly
CACAGACGUCCUUCUUUGCCCUCCGGCGGCCGCACCACCCACGCUAAACGUUUAGCUCGCCUUCCUCCCCCUCUUUCAGCGCACAUGCGGCCACGAGCCCACUAAAAAGCCCGCCGCUAAGAAAGGUACCAGCGACAUUGGCCCAAGCCGAUUGGCGCCCAGCGUCACCCUCGCUCGCCUCUCUUCGCUCCUUGGCUGUGCUCACCGUUCAGUACACCCGGCAAAAACCCCCUCUUCGUUUUUUCCUCUGCGCCCGUCCGUCUUGCAACCCCCCCUCACCACCAGAGCCGGCCAGCCUCAGCAUCGCCAACAGCUGCCUUUUCCUCGUCAACACCAUAGGCCAGCGCUCUGCUUGCUACCCUCUCUUGCGAUUCGGCUUUUAUCCGCCGUACAAACUCACCCUGCGACCAUUUGCGACACAUCCACGUACGCACACACGACUACUUGCUACGCUCUGCCCCUGCGCACAGAUCGGCAUCUCCCACAGGCUGUCUCGCUGCCCUGCAACUUGUUCACCCAAAGCUGCUCAUUUCGGUGGUUGCACUGUAGAAAUAACGCAGCUUUUGCCUGAGCCAGCCGCUACUAUACUCUGAUUGACCUUUAUUCUCAACCGCAACGAAAUCCAACACCCGUCAGCGCCCAUCUCGGAACCCUACCGAUACCGUGACUACCUGCGCCGCCCGAUUUCACUGUGCUGGUACUCCCUCGGUCUUCUCGCAAGGCCACCUACUUCGAACACAAAAAACCCACGAUUGGCUAUUGCAAUCCAACGCAAAACCGAAAGCGUCAGACUGAGCCUCGGCAUCCGCUAUUCCUCUGCGCAUUGCUACAGAGAAAGCUCGGGACGGCAGAUUGACCCUCAAUCCCACGUAAUCGCCACAAGAGAAUGUCAGCCAUGCUACAGACGCCCUCACGAGCCUCAACAGCAUCUACAUCAUCUUUUCAACCCAUUUCACGUCAAAACACAAUGUCUUCCUACGAUGGCGGCGGCUCGCGCUCGGCGCGCCAGUCGAAGCGCUUCUCCAUGUCUGCCCUGUACAUGUCCAUGUCCGCCAAUGAGGGCGAAAUGGAAAUUGAGGAUGACCUCGCUAAAGCCCAGAAAGUCUUGCGUGAGCUCAAGACCAAAAUCUCAUCUCAGUCCAAGAAGAACUUUGUGCUCGAAAAAGAUGUUCGAUACCUCGAUUCCCGCAUUGCGCUCUUGAUCCAGAACAGAAUGGCGCUGGAAGAGCAAAAUGAAGUCGCCAGCCAUCUUGAAGACGCCACCGACAUGCAAGAAGGCUUCUUCCCAAACGACGACAAGACGCAGAAGUACGGCAACCUGCUCUUCCUCUUGCAAUCCGAGCCCAGACACAUUGCUCAUCUCUGCCGCCUUGUCACAAUGGCUGAGAUCGACUCUCUCUUGCAAACCGUCAUGUUCACCAUCUACGGAAACCAGUACGAGAGUCGUGAAGAGCAUCUUUUGCUCACCAUGUUUCAGUCUGUCCUUACCUAUCAAUUCGACAACACACCCGAAUACUCGUCCCUGUUGCGCGCAAACACUCCCGUAUCCCGCAUGAUGACCACAUAUACCCGCCGUGGUCCUGGUCAGAGUUUCCUUCGAACAGUUUUGGCCGAAAGAAUCAACAACCUCAUUGAGCUUCAGGAUUUGGACUUAGAAAUCAACCCCCUCAAAGUGUACGAGCGCAUGCUGGAGCAGAUUGAGGAGGAGACUGGUUCUCUUCCCGCCAACUUGCCCAAAGGCAUCACUGCUGAGCAGGCUGCCGAGAACCCACAGGUCCAGGCCAUCAUUGAGCCCAGACUUUCCAUGCUGACGGAAAUCGCAAACAACUUUUUAACGACAAUUAUUGAUGGACUUGAGGAAGCCCCUUACGGUAUUCGAUGGAUUUGCAAGCAAAUUCGCAGCUUGACCAAGAGAAAGUACCCCGAUGCCAACGAUCAAGCGAUCUGCACGCUGAUCGGCGGAUUUUUCUUCCUGCGAUUUAUCAACCCUGCCAUUGUCACCCCCAAGUCCUACAUGCUGAUCGAGGGAACCCCGUCGGAGCGCCCCCGUCGCACUCUUACGCUGAUCGCCAAGAUGAUCCAGAACCUGGCUAACAAGCCUUCCUACGCCAAGGAACCGUACAUGGCCACCAUGCAACCCUUUAUCGACCAAAAUAAGGACCGCAUCAACAGAUUUAUGUUGGAACUUUGCGAGGUCAGCGAUUUCUACGAAAGCUUGGAGAUGGACAACUAUGUUGCCCUUUCCAAGAAGGAUUUGGAAUUGGACAUUACUCUCAACGAAAUCUACGCCAUGCACGCUCUCAUUGAAAAGCAUGGCCAGGAGCUCUGCCAUGACGACAACUCCCAUCUCGCCAUCAUCGUGCAAGAGCUCGGCACCGCGCCAGCCCAGCUACCCCGAAAGGAGAACCGUGUUAUCAACCUGCCGCUCUUCAGCCGAUGGGAGACUGCCAUUGACGACUUGACCGCUGCUCUCGACAUCACACAGGAAGAAGUUUUCUUCAUGGAAGCCAAGUCUAUUUUUGUCCAGAUUAUGCGCUCCAUCCCCCAGAGCAGUGCCGUGUCUCGCCGACCGCUACGACUUGAGCGUGUGGCUGAUGCCGCAGCCACCAGCCGCAACGACGCCGUCAUGGUGCGCAAGGGCAUUCGCGCCAUGGAGCUUUUGUCCCAGCUUCAGGAACUGGGUGUCAUUGAUAAGAGCGACCAGUUUGGCUUGUUGCGUGACGAAAUCGAACAGGAGCUGCAACAUCUCGGAUCGCUCCGCGAAGGCGUCAUGUCGGAGACCAAGAAGCUCGAGGACGUCUACAAGACCAUCCGCGACCACAACACAUACCUUGUCGGCCAGCUUGAGACGUAUAAGAGCUACCUACACAAUGUCCGCUCGCAGAGUGAAGGCACCAAGCGCAAGCAGCAGAAGCAGCAGGUUCUCGGCCCUUACAAGUUCACUCAUCUGCAGCUCGAGAAGGAGGGCGUGAUUCAGAAGAGCAACGUGCCGGAUAACAGACGCGCCAACAUUUACUUCAACUUCACCAGCCCCCUUCCCGGCACAUUUGUCAUUUCUCUCCACUACAAGGGACGCAACCGCGGCCUCUUGGAGCUGGAUCUCAAGCUUGACGAUCUGCUGGAAAUGCAAAAGGACGGCCAGGAAGAGCUGGAUCUGGAAUACGUGCAGUUUAGCGUCGCCAAGGUGCUGGCCCUUCUUAACAAGCGCUUCGCUCGUAAGAAGGGAUGGUAAACUUUUUUUUUUUACCUCGCCUCGCCCGCCUCUGUACCACUAGCCUCACGCCCAACACCUCGCCACGGAUCGCAAUUCGCUUCCUUUUUAUCUCAUUUCAUUUUUUUACCAACCACCGAAACGGUACACUAGACAUAUUGGAUAUAUGUCUGUCUGCCCGUUCUCGGACGGCCCCGUGUGUCGAUCUCCCUCCCGCUCUCCCUUACUCAUAUCUACCUGGGCGGCUUCAAGGGAGAGCAAACCAUGCACUAACCUCGAUCGUUUUUAAUUUCCUAGUCUGUUAAUUUUCGACCUCGCAGGGGUCUGACGCAAGACUUGCUAUCGAUUUGCCAUUUUAUUCUGGCUUUUUUUCCAGUCGGCUCAACUCGGUUCUCGUUUUAUUCUCUCACAAUGUUUGUGGUUGCCGCUUUGCACGUUACUCAACUAAAUCCUGGAGCUUUUGCUUGGUGUGUUGAAAUGAAGCUUGUUUUUUACAUCUCGGAUUUUUACAUGUACGAUUAUGUCAAGGAUGGAAAUUUUUGGGCUUUUGUUUUUGCCGCCGCCAAGUCUUUUCUGUUCUGCUCCGUUCUUACUUUAUAUCUAUCAAUACCAUUUGAAUUUCUUUUUAUUUACUACGCAAAUGACUCACGUUGAAACCAUGAAAGCGGCAGUGUGGAAACAUAUCUUGUCAUUCUCGUAGGCGAUUAAUAAAAAAGGGACAUUUUAAGCUGCAAGUAACAUAGCAUAAGCCAAAGACACGAAGAAUUGCUUGCACCUUUUCCCUACAACCGGUGCUCUUUUCGUUUUCAGCGCAAGGACAAACGUGUACGUCUUUUCUCACAAAUGACUGUAAUCUCUAUUUCGUUUUCUUUUCCGUCUACGCCAUCCAAAGCUCAAAGGUGCCGUGCCCGGCGCGUCGAUGGCGCGUGCGUGGGCUUGUUCGUUUCGAAAUCGGUCAUUCUCUGAGCUGCUAGGCUCGUGCGUUUAGGAGGAGACAGCAACGGGCUUGGCAGCAGCAGCCUCAUCAACCUCCAUGGCUUCAUCCUCGCCCUCAACGGCCUCGCCUUCGCCUUCACCCUCACCCUCCUCGAGCUCCUCAAGCUCCUCCUCGCUCUCGCCCUCGAGGUCGACGCUGCCGUCCUCGGACAUCUCGUCUUCAGCCUGGCCGUUCUCGCCCUCAGCACCAGCCUCAGCAGGGACGCCACCCAUCUCAGCAUCCUCGCCGUUCUGGCCAGCAGCUUCGCCCUCGGCAGCGGCCUCCUCAGCCUCUUCCUCCUCACGCUCUUCAGCACCAUAGUCCUCCUCAUCAGCAGCAGCGAGAUCAGCCUCAGGCUGCUCAGGAGGGAACUCGGCGGGGGCAGAGGCUUCAGAGUCCCUAUU